UUCAACUUCAAAUAUGUUUUUUUAAUCUUUUUGGAGAUUAUCUCAGGACUUCCUAGGCUUUUCCUGGUCUAUAAAUGGCGAUAUAAAGUAAACUAAAAAGAGUAUUUUGUCCUAAAUUCAGUGAUGUGUCAUAUUUGUAUAAUUUUUAAAUUUUGGUAGUGUUAUGUAGAUGGUUUGCAAUAGUACAAACACAACUUGAAGUGAUGCUCUAGAGUGAUAUGCAACUUAAUUUUUUUGCGAAAAUCUGAAUGUCUAGGGUAAAUAAUGAAGGCGGAUUCAUACACCACAAAUAUCCACAAGUACAAAAGUAUGUUAUUUGAUAAAAUGUGAAUAGCAUUUACCAUAUAAAAUUUUGAGGUAACGUCAUCAAAUUGUUGAUAGAAAUCGAUAUUUUUAUUAACUCGUUCUUGCUAACUCCAGUAAUAAUUUCCAGUGAAAUGACAGAUUCCGUGAUUAUUGGCAGCACCUACCUGGACAAAGUUGAAACCCGUGCCAGAUCACUCUACGGACAUGUGCACCCAGACUACGAUAAGCGUACGCUCGUACAUGAUAUAGCUGUACUGCAAAUAGACAAACAAACGAGUUAUAACUCUUCAUUUCCUGUUAGAUUGCGAACCAAUUUCUCGGAUUACGAAAAUCCGUGCUACGCGAUGGGCUGGGGUUGGACUAAACCACAACCACCAUCAUCGAAUAUAUUCAAAAUAGCGGUGGUGCAGCCUGUGAAACCGAAAAAGUGCGAAGAAGAAUGGAAAAGGGCAUAUUAUCCACAUCUAAUCUGCACCAAUAGCACAGGAGACGCGGUGUGUCGUGGGGAUUCAGGAGGACCUCUAAUAUGUGACAAUAAGUUAACAGGAGUGGUGUCUUUCGCCAAACUUUGCGGUACAGGGAGACCUGACGCUUUCACAGCCAUCAGUUUCUACAACGAUUGGAUUGAUUCAAUAAUAAAUCAAUAA
Messenger RNA from Zophobas morio, 953 nucleotides. RefSeq names its product chymotrypsin-1-like. The record is from RefSeq and is a predicted model, not a curated record. The transcript has a single exon. Lineage: Eukaryota; Metazoa; Arthropoda; Insecta; Coleoptera; Tenebrionidae. Gene Ontology annotation, molecular function: serine-type endopeptidase activity. Bases 438 to 953 code for a protein of 171 amino acids. Gene Ontology annotation, biological process: proteolysis.